Cucurbita pepo subsp. pepo (vegetable marrow) is the source of this 2218-nucleotide messenger RNA. Its product is annotated as rhamnogalacturonan I rhamnosyltransferase 1. The record is from RefSeq and is a predicted model, not a curated record. NCBI's taxonomy places the organism in Eukaryota, Viridiplantae, Streptophyta, Magnoliopsida, Cucurbitales, Cucurbitaceae. Gene Ontology annotation, cellular component: cytoplasm.
GCGAUUGGCAAGAAAACAAGACAAUCCAAAGUUGAUAAUAUUUACAGCUUCAAUUCAACCAUGACGAUGACCUCUCCUCUCUUUCUCAAAUCCUUUCCAAAAGCAACGGGUCCGCCUUGAUUUAUGGCUUUUCAUCUCUCCUUCUCUCUAUUUCUACUCCUUCCAAAUCAAACCCCCAUUUUCAUUCCCUCUUUUGCUUCUCAAUUUCACCUCCUUUCCUCAAAACAACCCACAAUUUCUUUCACUCGGCUUUCACCCCCAUGUUUUGCUUCCAUUAGAGCAAAAAUAUGCAGUUAAUUGUGUCCAUUUACUUCUGGGUUUCACCCCAAUUUCGGGAUGGAGUCCAUUUUCUAGUGAAAUUUCUGUGUUCAAAAUAGCGAUUCACUGUUUUCUUUUGUAAUUUAGAGCUUUUUGGGAAGUGGGUCGAUUUGGGUUUUCAAUUUACAAUGUGCAAAAUGAAGGAAUCCGAUCAGAAGUGUAAUAACAGUUGUGAUUGGAAAAUGGGGUUUAGAUUUUCUGAUGAAGAAAAGGUUGAGAAGUUGAAGAACUCGAUAUCUAUUUCGAGGUCCAGAAUGAAGUUAUGGAUGACGAGGGCAAUUACAACAGUGCUUCUGUGGACUUGUUUUGUUCACCUUAUGGCUUUAGGAGAGCUAUGGCGACCAAAGCUCUUCAUAACUUGGCCCUCUCGUUGCUUCCAUUUUGAUUCUCCUAUGCCUCUUCAAUCUUCUUCUUCUCUUCCUUACAAUGUUUUUCUUCCACCAAAAAGGAUUUACAGGAACAAUGGCUAUCUCAUGGUUUCUUGCAAUGGAGGACUCAACCAAAUGAGAGCAGCUAUCUGUGACAUGGUUGCCAUUGCUAGAUACUUAAAUCUUACUCUGAUUGUUCCAAAUUUGGAUAAAACUUCCUUUUGGGCUGAUCCUAGUGAGUUCGAAGACGUUUUCGACAUUGAUCAUUUCGUAUUGUCAUUGAGAGAUGAAGUUCGGAUAUUGAGAAAGCUUCCUCCGAGGCUCGAACGAAGAUUUGAAUCGAAAACGAUUUACUCAUUGUCGCCUAUUAGUUGGUCCAACAUAUCAUAUUACCAUAACCAGAUUCUUCCAUUGUUUCAGAAGUAUAAAGUUGUACAUUUGAAUAAAACUGAUGCUCGACUUGCCAAUAAUAGACUGCCGAUCGAGCUUCAAAAACUGCGAUGCCGGGUAAAUUUUAAUGCCCUGAGAUUUACUUCCCGAAUUGAGGAGCUGGGAAGAAAGGUUGUUCAAAUGCUGAGGAACAAAGGUCCCUUUUUGGUGCUUCAUCUUAGAUAUGAAAUGGAUAUGCUAGCCUUCUCUGGUUGUACUCGAGGUUGCAACAAUGACGAAGUCGACGAACUUACAAGAAUGAGAUAUGCUUAUCCAUGGUGGAAGGAGAAAGUCAUUGAUUCGGAAUUGAAAAGGAAAGAAGGUUUGUGUCCAUUGACUCCCGAGGAAACCUCGCUAGUUCUAAGUGCGCUCGGGAUCGAUCCUAAUGUUCAAAUCUAUAUCGCUUCGGGAGAAAUAUAUGGUGGAGAUAGAAGGAUGGAAAGUUUAGCAUCUGCAUUCCCUAAUCUGGUCAGAAAAGAGACACUGCUGAAACCAUCAGAUUUAAGGUUCUUUCAGAAUCAUUCAUCACAGAUGGCUGCAUUGGAUUAUCUCGUCUCGUUGGAGAGCGACAUUUUCGUUCCUACCUAUGACGGGAACAUGGCGAAAGUCGUCGAAGGACAUCGUCGAUUCUUGGGGUACAAAAAGACCAUUCUUCUAGACAGAAAGUUGGUUGUUAGCUUAAUCGAUCAGUACGACAAUGGAUUGUUAGGGUGGGACGAGUUCUCUUCAGCUAUGAAGGAAGCUCACUCCAACCGCGACGGGAGCUCGAAGAAACGAGUUGUCAUUCCAGAUAGGCCGAAGGAAGAAGAUUAUUUCUACACAAAUCCGCACGAGUGUUUGGAAGCAUGGGAAGAGCCAUUGAGAAGCUCAUGAUAUCAUCAUCAAAGGGGAUUUUAAAACUUGUAUAUCAGUUGAGAAGAGAAGGUAUCCAUGUAGUUUUAGAAUGGUAGAGAGGAGAGGCUUUUGGCUGAUAUCAUUGACUUGAAGUUACUAAUAAAUAUGAGUUCUUAAGAACACAAAGCCUCUCCUCUUUGCUGUAAGUUUAGAUUUAGUAAAAUUUGUAACAGUGGGAAAUAAAUGAUCACCCAAAAAUUUUCACAUUC